AUGAUAGGAAAGAAAGAAAUAUAAAUUUCAAAUGCCACAAGAGAUAGGGUUGAGGCGUGUAGAAUAUAUAUUGAGCGCAAAUAUGCAAAAUAAAUAGAGGAAGAAUAAUAGUAAUUAUAAGGGUGGUAACAGUUAUCUAAAUUGAUGGAUUCGCUUCAUAUGAACGCAAAAGAAAAGGAAAUUAUCAAAAAAGAUAUACUUAAGAAGGAAGCAGAGCAAAUGAGAAAAAAGAGGAUGAGAUUAAGUAUUGAAGAUUUUUAACCACUCGCCAUUAUUGGAAGAGGAGCCUUUGGUGAAGUCAGAUUGUGUAGACAUGUUCCAUCUCAAUAGAUAGUAGCAGUAAAGAAGAUGAAGAAACAUGAGAUGAUUUAUAAAAAUUAAAUUGGUCAUGUAACAAAUGAAAGGAAGGUAUUGGAGGAAGCAAAAGGUAAUAAUUGGAUAGUAGAAAUGAAAUGUUCAUUUUAAGAUGAGAAAAAUCUAUAUUUAGUUAUGGAAUAUCUGGCUGGGGGUGACUUAAUGACUUUGUUAAUGAAAAAGGAUAUUUUAUCAGAAGCAGAGGCACGGUUUUAUAUGGCUGAAUUAGUUUAAGCAGUUUCAUCAGUUCAUAAACUUGGGUUUAUCCAUAGAGAUUUAAAACCAGAUAAUAUUUUACUUGAUAAUAAUGGCCAUAUAAAAUUAUCUGAUUUUGGCCUAUGUAAAGAUGCUGAAUUGCAUUUUGAUAAGCCAGUGUUUUCCUCUAAAUUUAAGUAGAAAUAAACUAGAAGAGAAAAAGCAUUUUCGACUGUUGGUACUCCUGAUUACAUCGCUCCAGAAGUCUUCUUAUAAUAAGGAUACAACGAAACCGUAGAUUGGUGGAGUGUAGGAGUUAUUCUAUAUGAAAUGUUAAUUGGAUAUCCUCCAUUUUAUACUGAUGAUCCAUCAUCUACUUGUUAAAAGAUUAUCAGAUUUUAACAAUGCUUUACAUUUCCAGAAGAACCAAAAAUAUCUUAAUUGGCUAAGGACUUAAUUAGUAAACUGGUUUGUGAUACCAAUAAUCGAUUAAAGUUCGAAUAAAUCAUAAGACAUCCUUGGUUUGGAGGAUUAUCAAUACUAAAAGUAAGAGACAUGAAAGCUCCCUACAUUCCUACUGUAAGAAGCGAAUUAGAUACUAGCAAUUUUGAUAAAUACGAAGAAGAAGAACCUUGGAUUAUUAAAGGAUAUCAAAAUAGCAAAAAAGAAAUGACUUUUGUUGGAUACACCUAUAAAUAAGAGGAUUUCGAAGAAAAAAGACCUAUCUAAAAAGCACUAGAAGAACUUGAAUGUUCUAAGCCUUCAAAUUCAAGAGGCAAUACAAAAUGCACCAACUCACCUUAUCAGAGUCCGAACUUAUAAUUUAAAAGUUCCUUAAAUAAAUAAACUCCAUCCACUUAAUAAAUAAAAUCCACUAGUACAACCCAAUCCCCAUUUAUUAAAUAAUAAGCUGUCUCUCCUAUGCCAUUAUGCAAGAGUUAAAUUUAAAAGAAAUCAUUUUUAAAUAGUCGUCUUUAAACAGAAUAGAAUGAAAGUAUUCACAAUACGAACUAAUAACACUUGUCAACAUAAGGAAAUUUGAAUAAUGAAAAUUCAAAUCCAAAUGCAAAUUCUUAGAAUAUUAAAAAUUUCAUAUAUCAAAAGAUUUAGUAACACACUGUUAAUAAUUAACAAUCUACGAAUAAUGGCAGCAUUUAAAAAACUGUUUAAUUUAAUGUAGAUUUGCAAAAAUUGGUUUAGAAUUAAAAAUUAAAACCAGAGAAGCCAGAUUUUGAAUCAACAAAGAUUAGUAGUAAUGCUAGUAACAAUAUUAAUGUAUUCAAACAAAAUAUAAUGAAUUAAAUAAGAGCCAUCAGUCCUUUAACAAAAAGAUGA
Paramecium tetraurelia is the source of this 1884-nucleotide messenger RNA. RefSeq lists its product as uncharacterized. NCBI's taxonomy places the organism in Eukaryota, Ciliophora, Oligohymenophorea, Peniculida, Parameciidae. The transcript has 4 exons. Gene Ontology annotation, biological process: peptidyl-threonine phosphorylation; actomyosin structure organization. Gene Ontology annotation, molecular function: protein serine/threonine kinase activity; ATP binding. Gene Ontology annotation, cellular component: cytoplasm; cytoskeleton. The record is from RefSeq and is a predicted model, not a curated record.